Molecule: messenger RNA, 1302 nt
Organism: Mesorhabditis belari
Lineage: Eukaryota; Metazoa; Nematoda; Chromadorea; Rhabditida; Rhabditidae
Source: the annotation of a GenBank genome assembly
AUGAUUGCACAAAAUAAUAUGUUUUUUGAUAAAUCGUUGCCUGAUGUCGAGACAUCGUUAAAUGAUCAAGAUUUUAUGUUGGCAAGAAUUUCAAGAGAUGCAGCUGACGGAGAAUUUUGGGCUAGCAAAUCUCGAGUCAACGAUUCAGCAAUGUACAAUAAAGAUCGUUUUGAGGGAGAUAUCAUUAAUAGCGGUUUAAACCCACGAACGGUGAGCGCUUUCAUGGGACAAGCGAGAAUGCCGGGAGUCAUGAGAAAUGCCGUUCGACAGACGUAUCUCAAAUGGACUGAUGGACGAAUCCCAUACACAAUCAGCUCACAGUACUCGUCUUUCAGUCGCUCGAAAAUCGCCGAAGCUAUCGAAGAGUACCGAAAACUGACGUGUAUCGAUUUUGCGCCUAAAUCCGCCGCCGAUCAAGACUAUAUUCAUAUUGUGCCCGACGAUGGUUGCUAUUCGCUGGUCGGAAGGAUUGGGGGGAAACAGCCGGUGAGCCUGGGCGAUGGAUGCAUCCAAAAAGGGAUCAUCAUUCACGAGCUCAUGCACGCCGUCGGCUUUUUCCACGAGCAGAGUCGUGCCGAUCGAGAUGACUAUGUGACGAUCAAUUGGAGUAAUGUUGAAUCAGGAUUACAGGAUCAAUUCGAUAAAUACUCUCUGAACAUGAUCGAUCACCUCGGCACCAAGUACGACUAUGGAAGUGUGAUGCAUUACGCGCCGACAGCAUUCAGCAAAAACGGAAAAUCGACAAUCGAGCCGAAAGAGUCGGGAGUCGAGAUCGGGCAACGGAUUGGUUUCUCGGAAAUCGACGUCUUUAAAAUCAACAAACUUUACGAUUGUCCACAACUUUCAACAACCACCGAAGCAAUCCCUUCAUCAACCCUUCGAAUGCGCACAAAGAAACCCUCAUUGACUAAAGAAAAUCUCGGAAUUAUGGGUCCAAUUGGUGGUUCGUCAGCGAUUUCAAGUGGAACAAGUGGAACUGGGAGUCAAGGAAUGGUUCCAAGACCAUCCAUCAUUCCACAUAAGCCAGAAGAGAGUGGGUGUCGAGAUAGAAGACGUGAUUGUCAAUAUUUGGCAGCAGCGGGUCAUUGUGAGAAUCGUUUGUCGAUUCGUUUCAUGACGGAGAACUGUCAAAAAAGUUGUGGAAAGUGUCCAAAAGAAGAAACGGGGAAUGAAGAGACAAGUGUUGAAGCGUGUAGCGAUUCGCGUUCUUGGUGUUCUAGAUGGGCCACAUCAGGUAUGUGUCAACAACCAAUUUUCGAGGACUAUAUGCGAAGCAAAUGUCGAAAGAGUUGCAAUUUGUGU